Messenger RNA from Musa acuminata subsp. malaccensis (wild Malaysian banana), 3206 nucleotides. Its product is annotated as alpha,alpha-trehalose-phosphate synthase [UDP-forming] 1. Gene Ontology annotation, molecular function: trehalose-phosphatase activity; alpha,alpha-trehalose-phosphate synthase (UDP-forming) activity. The record is from RefSeq and is a predicted model, not a curated record. Gene Ontology annotation, biological process: trehalose biosynthetic process. Lineage: Eukaryota; Viridiplantae; Streptophyta; Magnoliopsida; Zingiberales; Musaceae. Gene Ontology annotation, cellular component: cytosol.
CCCCCACCCCCACCCCAAACCCCGCCUCGCUUACCCGUCGCAUCCCUCGCGGUUCGGAGGAGGAAAUAGGAGAUCAGGGCGGCCGGCAUCUGCUUGAAUGAGGCCGGCAUCCGGGCAGCCGCCGGACGAGCAGCGGGGCAUGCAGGGGUCCAAGUACGGCGGCAGCCGGAACCCCACGCGGGUCGAGCGGCUGCUGCGCGACAGAGAGCUUAGGAAGAUAAAUAGAGCGUUCCAGCAAGACGAGGCUGGCGGCAACGGUGGCCGGGAGGCUGAGUCCUCUGAGCAUCUGCCGGAGGAUUGUGGAAGGGAGGUCGGGGGUGAGCCCGAUGAAGAGAUUGUCGAUGGGUCCUUGGCGCCGGUGAUCACAACGGGACAGGGAAGUAGGAGGAGCGGGGGAAGACCCAUGAAGCAGCGGCUGCUGGUUGUGGCAAAUAGGCUGCCCGUCUCUGCGGUCCGGCGAGGGGAGGAUUCCUGGUCGUUGGAGAUCAGUGCCGGUGGACUUGUCAGCGCUCUGCUCGGUGUAAAGGAUGUUGAUGCUAAGUGGAUUGGAUGGGCCGGUGUCAGUGUGCCAGAUGAAGUUGGGCAGAGAGCACUCACAAAGGCAUUGGCUGAAAAGAGAUGCAUUCCAGUUUUUCUUGAUGAAGAAAUAGUACAUCAGUAUUACAAUGGCUACUGCAACAACAUACUUUGGCCUCUCUUUCAUUACCUUGGGCUUCCACAAGAAGAUCGUCUAGCGACCACUCGUAGUUUCCAAUCUCAGUUUGAUGCUUAUAAGCGGGCAAACCAGAUGUUUGCUGAUGUUGUGAACAAGCAUUACCAAGAAGGGGAUGUUGUUUGGUGCCAUGAUUAUCAUCUCAUGUUUCUUCCUAAGUGUCUUAAGGAAUACAAUAGCAAGAUGAAAGUGGGUUGGUUUCUUCACACUCCUUUCCCUUCCUCAGAAAUCCACAGAACCCUGCCGUCUCGGUCUGAGUUACUAAGAUCAGUUCUUGCAGCUGAUCUGGUCGGGUUCCACACAUAUGAUUAUGCUAGGCAUUUUGUUAGUGCUUGCACUCGCAUUCUUGGGCUGGAGGGCACACCUGAAGGGGUGGAAGAUCAAGGACGGCUGACUAGGGUGGCUGCGUUUCCAAUUGGAAUAGACUCCGACCGGUUUAAACGAGCACUUGAGCUUCCAGCUGUCAAAGAGCACAUCAAUGAGCUGACACACAGAUUUGCAGGUCGAAAGGUAAUGCUGGGUGUUGAUCGUCUUGACAUGAUUAAGGGGAUUCCACAGAAAAUUUUGGCAUUUGAGAAGUUCCUAGAAGAGAAUCCAUCUUGGCGUGAUAAAGUAGUUCUGCUGCAAAUUGCUGUGCCGACAAGAACUGAUGUCCCUGAAUAUCAAAAGCUUACUAGCCAGGUUCAUGAAAUUGUGGGUCGUAUAAAUGGUCGAUUUGGAACACUUACUGCUGUUCCGAUACACCAUCUGGAUCGUUCUCUUGACUUCCAUGCAUUAUGUGCUCUAUACGCAGUUACAGAUGUGGCUUUAGUAACAUCAUUGAGAGAUGGGAUGAAUCUUGUAAGCUAUGAGUUUGUAGCAUGCCAGGGCUCAAAAAAAGGAGUUCUCAUUUUAAGUGAAUUUGCAGGAGCAGCACAAUCCCUAGGGGCUGGUGCACUUCUAGUAAACCCUUGGAACAUUACAGAAGUUGCUGCUUCUAUAGGUUAUGCAUUGGACAUGUCUCCUGAUGAGAGAGAGAAGAGGCACAGGCAUAACUACGCCCAUGUGACUACACACACUGCCCAAGACUGGGCAGAAACCUUUGUGAGUGAACUUAAUGAUACUGUUGUUGAAGCUCAGCUUAGAACAAGACAAGUUCCACCACUACUUCCUACCAAUAUAGCCAUUGAGCGGUACUUGCAAUCCAUGAAUCGAUUGCUUAUACUGGGUUUCAAUGCAACAUUGACUGAAUCUGUUGAGUCUUCUGGAAGAAGAGGAGGUGAUCAAAUUAAAGAAAUGGAGCUUAAGUUGCAUCCAGAGCUGAAAGUGCCUUUGACAACUCUUUGCAAUGAUGCACAGACAACAGUAGUUGUUCUCAGUGGAAGUGACAGAAGUGUCUUGGAUGAUAACUUUGGAGAGUACAGUAUGUGGCUUGCUGCAGAAAAUGGAAUGUUUUUGCGUCACACAGGUGGAGACUGGAUGACAACAAUGCCAGAGCAUCUAAAUAUGGAUUGGGUUGACAGUGUAAAGCAUGUGUUUGAGUAUUUCACUGAGAGAACACCUAGGUCUCAUUUUGAGCAUCGUGAGACAUCACUUGUUUGGAACUACAAGUAUGCAGAUGUGGAGUUUGGGAGGCUUCAGGCACGAGAUAUGUUGCAGCAUUUGUGGACAGGUCCAAUUUCAAAUACUGCAGUUGACGUGGUCCAAGGUAGCAGAUCAGUUGAGGUUCGAUCUGUUGGUGUUACAAAGGGUGCUGCAAUUGAUCGUAUAUUGGGAGAAAUAGUUCAUAGCAAAAGCAUGGUUACACCAAUUGAUUAUGUUUUAUGUGUUGGCCAUUUUCUGGGGAAGGACGAGGAUAUCUAUACUUUCUUUGAGCCAGAGCUUCCAGCCGAGCCUGCAAGUUCCACCAGAAUGAAAAUAUCUGAGACCAGUAAAGCAUCUCCAGACAAGAGGUCUACUGGAAGAUCAUCAAGCAUUAGGAACAACUCAAGGAUGUCACAUGUUAGGCCUCAAAGGGCUCCAGUUGGAUCUGAAAGGAGGAUGCCAGCAAAUCAUAACAUCCUGACCGGAUGGCGAUCUCCGCAAGAGACCAUGUCAUGGCGUGAAGGGUCAUCGGUGCUUGAUCUCAAGGGUGACAACUACUUCUCUUGUGCUGUCGGGCGGAAGCGUUCAAAUGCAAGGUAUCUGCUAAAUACAUCUGAUGAUGUAGUGGUCUUCCUCAGAGAGAUGGCUGAGGCAGCUUGUCAAGGUUCUCUUGCUGCAUUAUUUUAACCAAGGUUUCUUUUAUAUCUGACGUUUGUUAGAUGCUAAUUGAACAUCAUAAGAGCGUACCUGUACAUGAUAUCAUCAAUCAUAGUCAUCAAUCCAGGAGAGUUAGGAUAGUGAGGCCCUGUUGUUCUCUCUCUCUCUCUCUCUCUCUCUCUCUCUCUCUCUCUCACGUGUCUAUACGGGUUUCUUUUAUAUCUGACGUUUGUUAGAUGCUAAUUGAACAUCAUAAGAGCGCACCUGUACAUGA